This is a messenger RNA of Piliocolobus tephrosceles (Ugandan red Colobus), 9522 nucleotides long. It is a transcript of the gene ANKRD33B, whose product is annotated as ankyrin repeat domain 33B. Bases 407 to 1858 code for a protein of 483 amino acids. The transcript is spliced from 4 exons. Gene Ontology annotation, molecular function: protein binding. The record is from RefSeq and is a predicted model, not a curated record. Lineage: Eukaryota; Metazoa; Chordata; Mammalia; Primates; Cercopithecidae.
AGUGAUUGCUUCUGCUUCUCCCGCGCGAGCUGUCCCCAGCUCCGGGUCAAAGCUGCCAGGUGCCCCGUCCCCGUGCUCGGGAGAGAGUGUGCCUGGCUCUGAACUCUGGCCAGGAAUGGGCCCCGGGGAAGGCCCCGGGUGAAGGCGUGUCCCUGCGCCCCGCCCCUCCCCGCCCCGCCUCGCCUCGGAAAGCCCCCGCGGUCCCGCCCACCCCGGGACUCGCUCAGCCUCCGGAGACUUUUUUCGCUGAGCGCAGCCGCCUGGCGCCGGUUUCCGCCGAGCUGGAGCGCGCGGGCCACGGCUUCCCUGGGGACGCAGAAGCGAGAAGCGGGGACCUCGGCGCGCGCCCCGCGUCCCGCUCUCCUUGCCCGCGCCCCGGCCCCCGGCCCGCGCCCCGGCCGCAGGCAUGGUGCUGCUGGCCGGGACCGGGCCGGAGGGCGGCGGGGCGCGCUGCACGACCCCGCCACCGCCGUCCCCACCCCGGGGAGCGCAGGUCGAGGAGGACCCCACUGACUACGAAGAGUUUGAGGACUUCUCGAGUCUGCCCGACACCCGCAGCAUCGCCUCGGACGACUCUUUCUACCCUUUCGAGGACGAGGAGGAGCAAGGCGUCGAGAGCGCGGAGAGCGUUCCGGAGGGCGUCCCGGAGGCGGCCACCCUCCUGCGCGCCGCCUGCGCCAACAACGUGGGGCUGCUGCGGACGCUGGUGCGGCGCGGGGUGAGCGUCGAGGAGGCGCAGGAGACUGACCGCAACGGCCGGACCGGCCUUAUUGUCGCCUGCUACCACGGCUUUGUGGAUACCGUGGUGGCCUUAGCAGAGUGCCCCCACGUUGACGUCAACUGGCAGGACAGCGAGGGGAACACGGCCCUAAUCACAGCUGCACAGGCAGGGCACGCUAUCAUCACUAACUACUUGUUGAACUAUUUUCCCGGUCUUGACCUUGAAAGGAGAAACGCGUUCGGGUUCACCGCCCUGAUGAAAGCCGCCAUGCAGGGUCGAACGGACUGCAUCCGAGCCCUGAUGCUAGCAGGGGCGGAUGUCCACGCGAGGGACCCCCGCCGUGGGAUGUCGCCGCAGGAAUGGGCCACUUACACGGGCCGCGUGGAUGCCGUCCGCCUCAUGCAGAGGCUGCUGGAGCGCCCUUGCCCGGAGCAGUUCUGGGUGAAGUACCGGCCCGAGCUGCCGCCGCCCCCGGAAGCGGCGCGGAAGCCCGCGGGCUCCAAGAACUGCCUGCAGAGGCUCACGGACUGCGUGCUGUCGGCGCUGACACCGCGCACCAUGCGGGGUCCGGAGGACGGGGGUGCCCUGGACCACAUGGUCCGGAUGACCACGAGCCUCUACAGCCCUGCCGUGGCUAUCGUGUGCCAGACCGUGUGCCCCGAGAGCCCCCCGUGCGUCGGGAAGAGGCGGCUGGCGGUGCAGGAGAUCUUGGCGGCGCGGGCGGCGCUGGAGGCGGAUGCGGUGGGAGGCGCAGGGCAACGCGGGGACACCGGCACGGAGGAUGUGGACUGCCGGGAGGGCUCCCCGAGAGCCGACCUCCUGCCCCCGUCCCGGGGCCCCGCCGCGCCCUCCUCGCGGAAGGCCAGCCUCCUGCCCCUGCAGCGCCUGCGGCGGCGAAGCGUGAGGCCCGGCGUGGUGGUGCCCCGGGUCCGAAUCAGUAAGGCGCCGGCGCCCACCUUCCAGCCCGAGCGGCCGGCGCGGAAGGGCAGCACCAAGGACAGCGGCCACCUGCAGAUCCCCAAGUGGCGGUACAAGGAGGCCAAGGAGGAGAAGCGGAAGGCAGAGGAGGCCGAGAAGAAGCGCCAGGCCGAGGCGCAGAAGGAGAGGCGCCCCGCGCCCUGGAAGAAGAGGACGUGACGGCCUGUGUGCCUGGCGUGGGGGCCGGGGCUGGUCGCGGAGAAGGAGGCGGCCUCGAUGCGCAUUGCACCACGGACGCUCCAUGGACCACGGGGCCGCGCGCAUUUCCAGGCUGGCUGUCCAGGCUGCUUCCAGGAGAGGGCUGGGAGAGCCACAUGGAUUCGCCUGUCACCAGCCCUCCUAGCAGUCAGUACACCUAGCGGGCACGUUGCCUAAAAGGCUCCAUUUAGAGAACCUCAAUUAGGAUUUUUUUUUUUUUUUUAAGAUCAAUUUAUCAAAGGGCGUUUUCUGCGUAAUUUUGUAUUUUUAAUCAUUAUUUAUCAAAUUUGCAACGUUUUACAAGUGAUAGGGCCCCUUAUAUCCAAGGCAGUUUUAAUACACUUGCCCGAAGACCUUUUGUUUAAAAUACUGUUUCUAGCAAUAAGUAUUCAUGAUACCUGCAUGAGUUCACACAGACAUCAUGGGAUUCUCCCCUUUUUGGUUGUUUGGUCUUUUCUCAUUGUGGGUGUAGGUGUACACUGGAUGUUCUUACUAAUUAGAUUAAGUGAUGCCAGAUAUUUCUGUUUGACAGAGGCAUUGACUCGUUCAGCCACAUGAUCAGGUGAGACAGAGAUCACAUGUUAUUGUAUCUUUUUAAAACUCUUAUUCAUACAGUAAUAUAUUGAGGGAAAACAUAUUGUCAAAUUAUAAAACAAUGGAGAGAUAAACAUGUAUUUAUUGCUAGAAUUAAACUCAUUUUAAGCAAGGGGUUUUAGAUAAACUCGAUAGGAAAUCUUUAACAUUAAAAAUAGAUAUGAGAAAAAACUGUCAUUCGAUAAAAUGGGGCAAAUUUAAUAAAUGAUUACCAGAAAUACAAAAUUAAGCCAUAUGUGCUCUUAAGUAAUGCAAAUCCAGAUAUCCUUAAUAUGUCAAAAAGAUGCAACACGAGUCAGGAGCCCAGAAUGACACAAAUUACAACAAUGGGGAGGAGGCGGUUUGUAGAACAGGCGAGAGAAUGGAAUGGGGAACAGACCUGUUUUUGGCAAAUUCUCCUGGCGUAGACCGGGCAGCCCCCUCCUCCAGGCUCAGUUCCAAAGAGUCCCUUGUGUGUGUAUUUCUUUUAUUUUUCCUUGGAGGACUGCGCUUGUUUAGUUCAUCCUCAUGCCGACCUCAUAGAAUUUCCAAGAUGCAGGGCCUUGAGCAGGGCAGGGCACAGGUGUGAUUUGCCUUGGGUCACAAGCUCUCGGUGAGAGUUUUAAAUCCACACUUUUCUCUCCAAAGUCACAUGGAGAUCACUUUUCUUGGUGAUCAAAUUUGAAUUUUUCAAAGGGAGUUUUCUGCAUAAUUUUGUAUUUUUAAUCAUCAGAUUUGCGGCAUUCUAAUUAAUUCGGCAGUGCAGGGUAUGAAAGCUGGAAACUCAGGCAGGAGUUUCUAAUUCUAAUGGCUCUGGCUAUGUGGGUUGUAGAGUAUCUGUCACAUAUGCACUUUAUUUCAGUAUUAAAUACUUGGACACUCACGAUCACAGGCCUAUUUGGAGGCUCUGUACUAUAACCCUAAUAACCCUAGUAUCUGUCUCAGGACGCAGGCAGGGCUGGUGCAGGCUUCUCCAUACUCCCUUCCACUUGGCACCAUCAGGCAUCGAGCAGCCAGGGAUCCUAAACUGGCCUCUCCAAAAACUCCAUUGAACAGGACUGCAGGCUGCACCCAGGUUAAUGGAAGAUUGGUGUGAUGAUGAUACAGUGUUUAAGGUCAGAUUGCAGUGAGUUCCUCCUUAAUCCCAGAAAGGCACCAUGAUGAAUGCUGCAGGAGACUGGACGCUCUUUGAGAACUGCAGAUAUUAGUUGACUGUGGGUCACUCUCGUGGCCAAGGAGUUGGGAUUGGCCAUGUCCCCUUUGAGGAGGUGGGGACUGUGACUGACACCGGUCAUCUUUGGGGGUUGUCUUUUCUGAAUCCUUUGGCAUGUGGCACCUUCCUGCCACGUGUACAUAAUUCACAGCAUUACCAAGACACCAUGAGCCCCACCCUCACCUCUGUCAACCGAGGACGCAGCCAGGCAAUGCCACGUGGUCUCCCAGGCACGCUUCUCAACAUUGGCUACCCCUGCUGUGAAAGUUCUCAAGGUCCUGGUCCCAGGACCUGAGCCCUGGGAGCGUCCUAAAGCUCUGCAGGUGACUGCACUGCAGCCUGCAUUGAGAACUGCGGCUCUAACACAGUGAUUGCAAGAGGACACCCAUUCUGAGCGCCCACAAAGGCUCCACCUUCCCAAGAAUGUCUGAUUGUCAUUGGAACAGCCAGGGUCAGGCAGCUUCUGCUUGGGCUGACGUGGCGUCUGACCCUCGUUGGGUUGCCGGGCAUUCCUGCCUGUUUCCUCCACGGGAAGCUGACACUGGGAAUGGUAUGGAGCCCCCACUUCUACCCCAAGCCUGGGUGUCUGCUGCUUCCAUAUCAAAAAUGGACAUUUCUGGUUCUGCCCAGCUGCUACCUCACCACAAUCCAUGCUCAGAGGCUCCAGGGUUGUGUGGAACAGCAGUGAUGGGACAGCAAACGACUGUGAUUUCCCCAGGUCCCACGCUGUUCUGGAGUGGACGUGUUGCGGCCCUGCCUCCGACGUGUUCCAGCCUCAUCUAGGUAAACAGGAUACUCUGGGGCCAGUGAAGGGCUUGUCCAGUGAUGCUCCUGGUGUCCACAAAACAGCUCUAGAGAUACCUGCAUUUUGAAAAGCCUGCUGAGCCAACAAGCGUGGGGCAGGACAUGGAUUUCUUUGGCAAAUCUGAAGGAGAGCUGGCCGCUUGCCUGGUGAGUGGAAGCUGCUGUUACCUGGCCAGCGUUUGCAACUUGAGGGAAAAUGACAGCUGCAUGGGGGGAAGCCUGUCCUCCCGGGGAAGCUGUGGUGUGGCCUCAGUGGAAAGAUUGGAUUUUGAAAACCUACCAGACCCAACUGAAAGAAGGGUCAUUCCUGAUUGAGUUGGAGACUCUCCCCAGUCCCUCUCUAGACUCAUUCUAGCCAUAGCCUGCCUGUGGACAGCCCUUCCCUUUGGCCCAUGCAGCGGGUCCAGGCAGCUCCUGCAGCUGCGCUCAUGGCUGCUGGCGCAGCACUUCUCGUUUUUGCCACGUGGAAGCAGAUUUGCUAGUAGAGGAAUUUUUCAAGUCAAGGAAGUGUUGCCAAGCCUCUAGCCUUGACCUGCGGGGGGCUUUCUGCUCUUUGUUUCUUGUUCUCUUUGGAGUGGGCACAGAGGGGACAAGUGGGCCCUCAGUCAGGCUCAGGGAGUGCAGGAGACCAGGGAGGGAAGCCCAGAUGAUGGGGAAACAGAGCCACCUUGAGGGGGUGUCAUGGAGUCAGUGUCAGGGUGACCUGACGGGUCAGUUUAUACUUAAGCAACAUUAUUAAGUUCACUUCUUUUGGGUAAGGGAUUCCUCACGGGAGGUGUGGUCAUCUGGUCAUAGAGGUAGAGAGAAACAUCCCCUCAUCUUCCUGCGCCAUUUGGAAGCCCUUUCCUCUAGCCCUCGGUACGGGUGGCACAGGCUCCUCGGUCUCAGGAUGUGGACAGGGCUGGGAGGGGCAGGCUUCUUGUCCCAUCCCCACUCAGCACCGCUGGGUGUCUGGCAGUCGGGGUCUCACAGUGGCCUUUCCAAGAGCCUAGUGUCUUUAGAGAACAUUUUUCGUUUCUGUCUAUUUUUGUUGCUUUGAACAGCUGCGUUCACUCACCGAGGGCUCACCCUCCCUGCAUCCCCAAUGUGGUUCAGGGAGGAGGGGACCGAAGAGCACUGACCCCUCCUCCUCUUCUGUCAGUGGCCACGGCAGUGCCCUCUCUGGCUUUGCCUCCACAUUCUCCUGCCCCCGUCACCUCAUCUCUUCUUCCUCAUUAGCCUUUCCUUCCUUUGCCUGUUUUCUUCUCCCAGCUGGUUAAGUUCUUGAUCAUCCCUGGCACCACCUACACUAAGGUCUACCAAGGACAGAAAAGCCAGGGCCUCUGCGAGGCAGUGUGGUGCCCUGCGGGGUUAUCAUGGUGGGACCUCCUAGACCCCAGAGUGAAUGAAUGGCAGGCCUGCUAGUGUCUGCGCUGAUGGCUGAGAAUUCCUCCACAGCGGUGCCUCUUCCACCCGCUCCUCUUUGCUCGGAAGGGAGACCUGGUUUGCUCUCCUGCCAUGACAGCGCAGCCCCUGCUGUGCAGAGGGGUGGGGCUCGGGGUCCCUACCUGCACCCUGAUGUUUAUUAACUGUAGAUAGUGAAUUUCAAGUUGACAGGUACCUUCUCAGGGAUUUAUAUAUAAAUUUAUAUAUAAAAAUAGAGGAAAAGUUGAAGUCUAUUUUACUACUUUUUAGUGUUUGAGUAAAUUUUGCUUUAACUGGAGAGAAGAAAUAUUUCUCAGACAAUAUAGAUGCUGCUGAUUACAACAGAUAUCUGGGGCUCACCCUUGAUGGGGACUUCCUUGGUGAUUCUAGAUCGAGGACUUUGGUGGCAGAAAUGGCUUUGGGGUGGGUGUGAAGUUGCUUCAGUCCCUCCGAGUUGCCUCUCGUGGAUGGAACAUGUGUAUCAACAACAAUGAAAUCCACCUCCGUGUGCAUGGAGGCAGCCGAUGAGAACGCAGACAGGCCAGUCCUGGCUCUUCCCUCCGGAACCGGCUGCUCCCGGUCUGACGUUGGAGCACAUGAACCAAGAGUGACAAUUUUUUCUACUCGUUUCUGUGAAUAAAGUGUUCUACAGUCAGCCCAGCACUAAACUCACCAGAAAGGAGGAGGGAACAGCAUGGAGCCGUUCAUCUGGAAUUACCUCGGUGUGCAGAGGCUGCCCCUUGGCUGCACUUGGGAACAUCGUGGACGUCUUCCGUCCUGUCAAGCUCCUCCUGACAGACUCCUGGCAGCACUGGAGACCUCAGGACUAUGGAGAUCAGAAUUGCAAUGGCUUUGUCAUCUCAGCGUGGCCACUCCUGAGGCAAGAGGCUCCUCCUCGGAGCGGGAGAGAGGGAGUUCGUGAUGUCGGUUGGCAAAUAGGAUUUAUGGAUGCAGGAGGGCCAUGCUGGGCCCCUCUGCCCGCUUCUCUCCCUGCUGUUGGUGGUGACCAGGUCUCAGGAGUGGAGAUGAGGCUGUUAUGGGUGAAACAGAAGCCCCUGGAGUAGGGCCAGACCCCAGGCCUGAAAAGGACGCAAAGCCUGCUGUUUCCAGGCUGUUGGGAAGAAGCGUGGGUACCGAGUGAUUACAAUGAAAUGCAUCCCAGAGAGGAAAUGAACGGGCCCUGAAAAGUGGGUCUGCCGUAUCCCUGGUAGCCCGCCUGCAAGAGCACUACAUUCCCCCCAGCCCCGCUGUCCACACUACAUGACGUGGGAAGGCUGUCUGUUCAUCCGAACGCUGGGGACCCGAGUGUGCUCUGCGGAGUGAGGCACAGCCCUGAUGUGCGCCCUGCGCUACUCUUUCCCCAGGUGCGCCGGAGACUCAGGCUUGCUCAUUUCCGUCCUGACACAGCUCACUGUUCCUGAGUGGUCAGAGUCCCCCUGUGCUGUGUCAGCUCCUAGACACCAUUAGUCUUUCGCAUGAUAAAGCGCAAGUGCUUUUUCCCUUUUGCAGUGUUUGGGGAAAGUCUAGCACACUCCCCGGGGAUUUGCAAAGGUCCCUCCGCCCCCCACAGUGGGUAACUGUGUGGAUUCUGCACCUGGCAAUCAGCGCGCCCCCUUGGAAACAUCUGGGGACCCUGUUUCUUCGGGCCUGGUCCUUGGUUUCUGCACCAGCCCCUUUCAGCCGGCACCUGCCUGGACUGCCUGGAGGGCCAUGGUCCAGGGAAGGACAGGUGGGACCCUGACUAUGACAUCUUUCUAAAACAAUAAAGUCCCAUUGACGACAACUGCAGUGGGAUGAAUGCCAUUGUGGCGGUCAUGCUGGGAGCUGCCCAGAGCUUACAACAAAAGCAGUGUCUCUCAAGGCGCUGCUUGCAUCUUCCCCUCCACGCCUCUCGGUGCGUUUGGAACUUGCUUACGCACUGGUAUAACUCUUGAAUCAGCUGCUCAUGUCUGUGCCCUUGCACUCACAGGUUCCUUCAUUAACAUUUUAAAUAAGUGACUAAAAAAACUCUUCUAGAGAUUGUUUUUGAAAGAAACGGGAAAAAGAAACACACUACCUGGAUUGCUUUGACUUAUUUUCGAGCGACUCAGCUGAAAGCCGGUAUUACAUACACAAUUUCCUCAGGCUCACCCAGCCUAAGACUUGAUAAAAGGCACAGCCCUCGGCAGCAGGCAGUGCCAAUGUGGACAGUGUACACUAAGGUGUGAGUGUGUGCACAGGCGAGCACACGUGUGUGUACUCAUACACACAAAUGAACUAAAGGGACACUGGGCUUUGUGCUGGCAAAGGUUACAAUGCUGCUAUAGCUUGGCCGUGGGCAGUGUCAGAUGGAACCUGCUUUGAUGGUGUGUUGUUCAGUGUACUCAGUGGGGUCUCACUGUCAGCAUUCUGCCCGCUGUGGCACAGAACACGGCUAGGGUCAUCAUAGUCCAGGUUUUUAUUGAAAGGCCGUGUUGACCCAGGCAGCUCAUAGAGAACCCAUUUGGCCAGGUCUGGGCCAUCUCUCUGCCUCUGCCCUACCUUGGCUGCAUGGAGGAACCCAAACCCAAGGGGCCCAGGUCCAAGAGGAUUCUUUACCCCUGGAAGAGCUCCCCAGGAAUUCAGCCUACAGCCCUUGACAUUUGGCUGCAGGUUACCCUUAGAAUCAACACCUUAUCCUGAGGAAGCCCUGGUAUUUCCCCAAGUCCGCCUAUGUAUUAGAUACUCUAAUCAAUGCUAACACAGUUUCGUUUUUGAAGGAACUAGUUUUGUCAUAAUACUACACCCUUCUAUUGUAUUUAAAUAAAAAGAAAAAAAAAACCAACCAUGAAACUUUCCAUCUGGUAAAGCAAUGGUCUGUGUUGACCUGAUGCUUUAAGAAGUUUGGGGAGGUAGGUAUGGAGGCACCUUAACACCAGUUUUUUGAGCAAAAGUUCUAGUAGCUGGUUUAGAACUGCACAGCUAUGGAUACACCUGAUGAAAACUGCAAAAGGCGAUGACAGUCCCAGAAAUAUGACCAGCAUCCCUGUGAACCUUCGGGGCAUCCGAAGGAAUUUGAAAAUUAUAUCCUAUUCAGAUGAACUGUAAAAGCCAAUGUACUGGAAUUGUCUUUGUUCUGCCUGGCAUUUGGGGGUGUCCAAGGACCUGUGUUUUUAACAAAGAUGACUAUAUGACCGUUCUAAGGAUUGAACAGAUUUCUGCACAGGGUGCCAGGUUGCAAGUUAGGUCCUCUUAGUAUAAGCUCUCUUUUUUUCUGAAUGUAAACCUAUUUGCAUUGUCAUUUCUAAUAAUCCAUUAGGUUUCUGGAUAUUGUACAGAUACUAAGUACAGAUAUAAUUGUGUAAAUUUCAUAGUGUUUUAUUUUGAGGUGAGAGUUUUGUUAUAGUUUAUAAAAGAUAUUUUCCUAUUCAGACCUCAGGGCUAUUUGGGAACCUACAAAUAAAUGUGAUUCCCAGCAGCUUCAAUUUUUGAUAUUCAAAAAGUUAAUAAUCUUUAAGCUAAAUAUAAUGUGAUAUUAUUCAGAAAAAAAUGUUUUUCCCUUUUAAUUUCUAACAAAUUAUGUACUAAUGUUUAAAAAAAUAUGGAAAAAAUGGGAUAAUGUAAAAAUGUGGGAGAAUUGUGGUGAAAGAAUAAAAAAAUCACUUGUUAAAAC